CCUAUCAUUAACAUCUCCUUCGUUUCUAUGCCCCUUCGUCUCAAUCUCUAUUUCCUAGGGCCUAUUCUGUCUCACGACCAAGGGCGAACUCGAAAGGGGAUUCCACUCGCUGAAAUAGGGAGGACGACACGCGGCUUGGCGGUAAACCCCUGUCGACCUGACUGACUAUCUUCAUCACAUCAGUUUCGCGCAAUAUCUCUUGGCGAGAGUCGAUUCGUUCUACUUCUUUCACAGAUUCUGUUCUUUUCUUAAGGGAACUCUUCUUCAAAUCCUUAAUUCGAUCUAUAACACUUGAUCUCCCUUCCGGUAUAAAAAAUCGACAAAUCAAAAUACCCCAGAUGUCCACCAUAAAGCCCCCACAAAUGGCAAUACAACGCUGCUUCACCCUCCCCUUCUUCAUGUCCAUCCUCUCCUUAACCACCAUCCUCCUCGUGCUAGCCCGUCAAAAAGACAGCACCCUGAUUCCCUCUCCCAUCUUAAAUACCGGGAGUUUAUUUCGAUGGGGGGCAAAGGAAGAGGAAAAGGUUAAGGAGGCGAGGGUGCGAAUGGUGGUUUUCGGGGAUUCAUGGGUAGACGAUAGACCGGAAAGUGGUAUGAGCGGGAGGGGCAAGAGUUGGGUGAGAGUUGCUUGUGAGGAGGUGAGUAGUUCUGUAGUCCAGAUUGUACAAGUAUAAAGAAGCUUUUGGAAGGGAGAUUAAUAUCUGAUAGAUUGACUGUGCAUCAUACCUUAACUACGCUUCAUCACAGCCAGUGGAUGAAUAUCCGGCUAAUCCUCCAAAAGGAGCACUAACUAAAAACAAAAUCCAUAUCGCCUCUCACGAAGAGAAAAAACAUUCCCAUGUUAGCUAUGCACCUCUCAACCUUCUUCCGGACCUAGGUCAACAGAUCCAGUCGUAUAUCGCUGAAAACCCUCCUUCAGAGACGCAAGUUGAGACUAUCUUCUGCAUUUCCCACGGUUUCUGGGAUGUUUACAGCCUCGCUAGUCUCGACCUGGAACGAGCAAUCAUCGCAACUGACGCCUCGGUAAAGGAGCUGUUUCAUCAGCUUGACAUCUUGUACGCGCACCAUGCAAAAUCGUACUUGCAUUCGAACACGAAGGUAGAGAACACCAACCCACCUUUAUUCCCAGUCAUUAUCCCACAUCUUCUGGAUCCAUCACUUGUACCAGGAUGGAAAACCCACCGUCCCGUCCCCAUUCCACCAAGUACCAUGGCCGAGCAACAAAGAAACGCUUUGUCCCUCACCUCCCGAUGGAAUAUCGGAAUGGAAAACAGAAUGUUGUCAUGGUUGAAAGAAAUGCCCACAUUCUACAGAAACGAAAUAGAGAAGACAGAACAUCCAAUUAUCGACACUGAAAACCACGAGUCAAGGAAUGCUACGAACGAAGCAGUCACUGUAAUAAAGGACAUCUUCUACUUCGACCUCGCGCAAAAAGUUCUCGAUAUUCUGGCGGAGCAUCAAAUGCAAGUCGCAGGAAUCUCCGACGCGCGAGGUCGCGGAACAAACCCCUCUCCAUAUCAGAACAUCAACCAAGCAUGUCUCCGCGAAAGCGCGAACGAGGAAGAUAACGAGGCAGAUUUUCUGGAGCUGAAUGGCCAUCUAUUAUGCAAAUAUCCAGAGGAGUAUUUAUAUUGGGAUGCAUUCAACAUCGGUUCUCGUGCAAAAGAAAAUAUUGGGAAAGAGCUAUCGAAGAUGAUCAAAAUCGGAGACAGCCUACGGAGGCAGUUCAAUGAGAGAUCUAGUAAUUCUGUCGGGAGUAUUUAGGGCAUUUAGGAGGGGUAUUUCUUCUGUUUUGUCAUUUUAGCGCUGCAAUAAUGGCGUUU
Messenger RNA from Hymenoscyphus albidus, 1823 nucleotides. The record is from the annotation of a GenBank genome assembly. Lineage: Eukaryota; Fungi; Ascomycota; Leotiomycetes; Helotiales; Helotiaceae.